GCUCAUCUGUCAGCCAGCUCCGGGCCAGGCCCUUCCCCGGCCUGCGAGGACCAAGGCGGCUCCAGUUUGGCCUCCGAGCCCAGCGUCUCAGCCAAGGUGGCCGGCUUGCAGACAUGGCUGCCGUCCUGGAAGCUAAUAUCGACUUUGCCCUGAACCUCCUGAAGAAGCUGGGGGAGGACAGCUCCAGCAAUGUGUUCUUCUCCCCCCUGAGCAUCUCCUCUGCCCUGGCUAUGGUCUACCUGGGGGCCCGGGGCACCACCGCAGAGCAGAUGUCUCAGGCCCUCAGCUUCCACCGGGUCAGCGGCGACGUCCACCAGGGCUUCCAGGACAUCAUGGGCGCUGUGAACAAGACGGAUAGCAAGUACCAGCUCAAAAUGGCCAACCGCCUCUUUGGGGCCAAGACCUACGAGUUCCUGCCCUCUUUCAAGGACUCCAGCCUCAAAUUUUAUCACGCCGAGAUGGAGGAGCUGGAUUUUGCUCAGGCCGCCGAACAGUCCCGGAAUCACAUCAACUCCUGGGUUGCCCAGAAGACAGAAGGUAAGAUUACUGAGCUCCUGAAGCCUGGUACGAUUAGCUCUGAUACAGCGCUGGUUUUGGCCAAUGCCAUCUACUUCAAAGGAAACUGGGAGAGGCAGUUUAAGAAGGAGCAUACAAAGGAAAGACCCUUCAAAGUCAACAAGAAUGACAGCAAGCCGGUGCAGAUGAUGUACCAGUCAGGCACCUUUAAAAUGACCUACAUUGGAGAGAUCUUCACCCAGAUCCUGGUGCUGCCCUAUGUAGGGGAAGAGCUGAACAUGAUCAUCAUGCUCCCGGACGAGGACAGGGACCUGAAGACGGUGGAGAGUGCACUCACCUACGAGAAGUUCAAGGAGUGGACUCAGAUGGACAUGAUGGAUGAUGAGAAGGUGGAGGUGCUGCUCCCCAGGUUUAAGCUGGAGGAAAACUACGACCUGGAGGACGUCCUGGAGAAGCUGGGCAUGACCUCGGCUUUUGACCAGGCCACAGCCGACUUCUCGGGCAUGUCGUCCAAGCGGGACCUGUGCCUGUCCAAGGUGGUGCACAAGGCCUUCGUGGAGGUGAACGAGGAGGGCACCGAGGCGGCAGCAGCCACUGGAGCUAUAAUGAUGCUUCGCUGUGCCAGGAUCACACCCCGCUUCUGCGCAGACCACCCCUUCCUCUUCUUCAUCCAGGACAGCAAGACAAAAAGCAUCCUAUUCUCUGGCCGUUUCUCUUCUCCCUGAGGGGACCCCUAGGCCCCCAAAUUUUGGGCAGGCCAGCCCUGCCUGCUCCCCUCCAAGGCCGGCUGUGCCCCUCCCUAGUGGACUUUGGGUCACCUCCCCAAAAUAAAGUGCCUUGUUUUGAACAAC
This is a messenger RNA of Suncus etruscus (white-toothed pygmy shrew), 1367 nucleotides long. Its product is annotated as serpin B6-like. The transcript is spliced from 7 exons. Lineage: Eukaryota; Metazoa; Chordata; Mammalia; Eulipotyphla; Soricidae. Gene Ontology annotation, cellular component: cytoplasm. The coding region runs from base 114 to 1241 and encodes 375 amino acids. Gene Ontology annotation, molecular function: serine-type endopeptidase inhibitor activity. The record is from RefSeq and is a predicted model, not a curated record. Gene Ontology annotation, biological process: negative regulation of endopeptidase activity.